This is a messenger RNA of Eremothecium gossypii ATCC 10895, 1389 nucleotides long. RefSeq names its product Iba57p (gene IBA57). The transcript has a single exon. The record is from RefSeq and is marked provisional. Gene Ontology annotation, cellular component: mitochondrial matrix. The coding region runs from base 1 to 1389 and encodes 462 amino acids. Gene Ontology annotation, molecular function: protein binding. NCBI's taxonomy places the organism in Eukaryota, Fungi, Ascomycota, Saccharomycetes, Saccharomycetales, Saccharomycetaceae.
AUGCGGUUUAAUAGCAGCAUCAUUGUACGGCGGCUUACGAAGGUUACGACCUCGAACUCCGCACAUGAAGCCCCACAAUUUUUGUCCUGUCGACUCCCCGGUAAAGCGUUCAUCAGCGUGCGAGGGCCAGAUGCCGUGAAGUUUCUCAAUGGACUUAUUACUGCGAAGCUUGCCCCAGAGGUCGUCAAGAAAAGUCUUACUACUGUUAACCCCGAUGUGCGGGAAGUUGAACGGCAUCCGUCGAUCAGCGGUUUUGAUUUGCGUCGUGGGAACUGGGGCAUCUACAAGGAGGGAACUCGAGCCCGUGGUCCCUACAUCUCCCGCUUCGGGACAUACAGUGCAUUCUUAAACAGCAAGGGUAAGGUUCUCACGGACACGGUGGUAUAUCCCGCACCGCUUGGUCUUCCGGAUGGCGCAGCCGCGAAAUACCCGGAGUAUUUGCUUCAGUGCGAUGCCAUAUUUGUUGAGCCCCUGGAGCACCUUCUCCAGCGCCACAAACUUCUACAAAGAGUAAAGAUAGCGCGUAGGGAUGAUCUAAGCGUAUGGCAUGUUGCGAUUGAUAUGGAUGCGUAUCCAGAGUGGGAGCAGUCAUUUAGCUGGCGCUCCGAAUUCUGGAAACCGAUGGUCUCCUUGCACAACCAGGACGACGCGCUCAGGUUUGCCCGGUGGUUUAUUGCCCAGUUCUUUGCCGGCGCUGAGGGCCGCCUUGUCGGCGCAUACUAUGACACCCGCAAUGUGGACCCAACCAAGAAGUCCAACAUAUUCUACAUGGUGACCACUGGCGAUGUUGAUGACAUCGCCACCCUGUUCAGCCCACAGAUGGUCAGUUCGAAGACCACUGCGGUUUCGGUUCCUUACACGGAGGUCCGGCGUGCGCGGCUGCGGCGUGGCGUCCUGGAAGGCGUCUCAGAGCUCAGGUCCGAGGCCGUUCUCCCGCUGGAGGUGAACUUCGACCUAUAUGAGGACGCCGUGAGCUUCGACAAGGGCUGCUAUGUGGGCCAGGAGCUCACAGCCCGCACUCAUGCUACAGGCGUGUUGCGUAAGCGCUGUGCGCCUGUGAUUGUCUCAAACUCUGCUUCCUUGGAUACCCUUGCUACGUCUUCUCGGCUGGAUCUGUAUACGGACUACGUGAUCCCGGCUGCUUCCACCAGCCCCAGUCCUACAAACAGCCCCUUUGCAUCUCAGAAUCCAAGACCACGCAAGAAGCAACCUAUUGGCAAACUUCUUUGCGUUGAUGGUACUGACGGCGUCGCACUUGUCAAGCUCAUCUACAUAGAGCGCUCUCGCAGUUGCGGCAGCAUUGAGUGCUACGUUACCCACCCAGAAACCGGCGAGAGGGUUCCCAUCUACAUAGAUUUACAGAAUCGUCCGAUACAUCUACCGGAGUAG